Molecule: messenger RNA, 2421 nt
Organism: Phytophthora sojae
Lineage: Eukaryota; Oomycota; Peronosporomycetes; Peronosporales; Peronosporaceae
Exons: 6
Coding region: 1-2421 (806 amino acids)
Biological process (GO): regulation of DNA-templated transcription
Cellular component (GO): nucleus
Molecular function (GO): RNA polymerase II cis-regulatory region sequence-specific DNA binding; DNA-binding transcription factor activity, RNA polymerase II-specific
Source: RefSeq, a predicted model, not a curated record
AUGGCGACCGUACAAGACUCGCCCGUGAGCUCCGCCAAGCUGACGGAGCUGGGCAAGGCGCUGGACCAAACGUCCAUCUCCGUGUCCGCCCCGGGCGGCGCCCAGGACGAGGUGGACAUGGCCGACGCCGCUGAGCCGUCGCAGCCGCAGCUUCUGGCCAAGCUGCCGACCAAAAGCCCCAAGAAGCGCGGCCGCACCGACAGCAUGAAGAAGAUGCUGCCGGCGCCGGCCUCGCAGCGGCACAAGCAGGUGACGAGCUCGCCGCAGGGCAGCACCACGGAGGAGGAAUCGGCGGCGUCCACGCAGGAGACGCCGCCACCUCCGCCGCCGCAGCAGCGGCCGCACGCGCAGCCGGCGAAGCUCAUGGUGAAAGAUCGGAGGGGCAGCGGCAUGGGCGUGCCGCGCGCGCAUCUGAUCCUCAACGCGGUGAACCAGGCGCCCCCCGCCAAGGAGAAGUCCAACCCGCGACGGUGGUCCAAGCACGAGGACGAGUCGCUGAGGCUGGCGGUGGAGCGCAGUGGCGAGCGCAAUUGGAAGGCGAUCGCCGAUCAGGUGCCCGGACGCAAUCACACGCAGUGUCUGCAGCGGUGGACAAAAGUGCUCAAGCCCGGCUUGAUUAAGGGCCAUUGGACUCCCGAAGAAGACGCCAAGCUGCGGGAGCUGGUCGCUGAGGGCAAAAAGAACUGGGGACAAGUUGCCUCCCUCAUUCCCGGGCGAACGUCGUACACAGAAGACGAAGACAAGAUUAUUGUCGAGAUGCAAGCCAAGCUUGGCAAUCGGUGGUCUAUUAUCGCGCAACAGCUUAAGGGCCGGACAGAAGAUGCAGUUAAAAUUCGCUGGAAAUCGCUAAUGCGAGGACGCCGCGCUGCUUCCAAAGAAGAGAAAUCGCCAACGGCCGCCUCAGCAUCACCUGCGACUGCCGCUGCGAGCACAGUUUCGUCUUCUCCUGCCGAUGUGGAGAGACCCAAAGCUAAACCCUCGAAGGCCAGUCCGUCUCAACAGAAGAACGGUGCCCCACCAGCCUCUGCUGCGACGGAUGCAGUGCUUGGCGCAACUGUAAAAACAGAGGUGGCAGUUGCUCCGGAAACCAAAGUGGUUGGCGAAGCUACCGCAACGGAGGCUUCUUCUAUAGGGAACAUGCCAAGUACGGUGUUCGUGAAGAGUGCGCAGGCGUUGGCUCCGGCGUCGCAACCGGAUAUAGUGGCGGCGAUGGGUGUUUCCGGGAAUCCAAUGCAAAACGUGAACGAUCUGGUGGCUGCUUCGAUUCACAACUUCCAGAUGAGCCAACGAUUUCACCCAAGCUCGGCAGGUCAUGCUGGCAACACAUUGUACCCUGGGAACCCCAACCAACUAAUGACCGGCAUCGUACCUGGUAAUCAGCAACCUGCCCCUGUCUACGCGAUGACCGAUGGAGUGGGCUACAACAUGAACCUUCAGCCACAGCAAAUACCAUUGCAGCAACAUCCACCGCAGCAACACAUCCAGCCCCAGCAAGUUCCGACGUCGUACCAGUACCCCGCUGGGUACUCAAUGCAACAAAGCAUGCCUGUGAUGCCGAACUACGCGGUGCCUACGAAUUUUCCGACAUCGAGCCACAUGCAGAUGCAAAUGCAAAUGUCCAUGCCGAUGCCAGUAUCGUCUUCGAUGCAGCCUUCAUUAUCGAUGCCUCCAGCACCUAAUACGUAUUCGUCUCAGGCCAUGGCGAUGGCAAUGGCCAAUGCACAGUAUCAGCAAAAUUCUCAGCAUCCACCACCAGUACAUCAAGGAUUCAGCGGCGCACCGCUUCACCCUCGAGUGGUAUCCAUGAGUACUCCAUCAGGGGCGUCUUCGCAGCCUGUGGUAGUACCCGCCACUAGUGUUGGUGUCAUGGCAAAUAGCGGCAACAAUUUAAAUGGUGGGACGAGUGCUGGUCUUCCGCCAUCUUCAGCUGCGGCAGCGGUUGCGGGAGGGAAAGGAUUGAACACGCCACGGGAAGAGUGGGGUUCUUCACAGACUCCGCGGUCUCAGAUGAUUAUGACGGAGGGUCACGCUUCUGCGUACGAGCUGUUCCAUCAACAACGACUCAGGUUAAUGCUUCAGGAGCGAGACAAGCAGGGUAUGACUUUAUCUUCAGCUCCGUCUCCUGGCCAAGCAUUGCUCACAAAAGAGCUGGAGGCCAAUAAGGAGCGUCAAGCACGGCAGGCGAUCAUGCAGAAGGGGUGGAAAAGUGCCGUCGAGUCAAUGGUCUCGUUCAACAGUGUCAGCGACUUAUCUACUCUUGAUGACCAACAACGGUUUGACGGGCUACUGGAGAAAGUAUCAUUGUCCGCUCUCGAUCCAACUGAUGACGAACUGCUUGACCAGACUGUUGACAUUAUCUCGGGAGGUACGUACGCCACCAUUUUCGCUCAUAAAGACGAACGUAGGGAGCUGAUGCUGUGA